UAAUCAAAAUCCCCUUUCUCUCUCCUCGGAUCUUAUAUUACUCACCACGUACGUCUCUCUCUCUUCCAUGUCCUCUUCUCGCUAGCUAGUAAUCCUCACACGAAACAUCAAUCCUGCGCAUACGAAUGCGAAGAAGACGACACGCAUAAGCAAAAGAUAAGUGAAUAAAUACUAAUGGAUUCAUCAUCUGGUAAAAGAGCUCCUAUUCCCAAAAAGGGAUCUGGUCUUCAGUUAAAGAAUGAUGGAAACAUGACUGCUCGAUUCUGUAAUCGUUUAGGUUGUCAUGGUAGGCUAAAUCAUACCGAAGUUCCCACCAAUCGGAAAACCAAAGUGGGAAGUUCCACUAGAACUUCUUCCAUGGAAACACCAUCCAGAAAGGAAACAUCUGAAGCUAGUAGUUCCCAGAUUUGCUUAGCUGAAGUGGUUGUAGCAGAAUCUCAGUCUCAAUCAAACAAUAGUAAUUCUAGAAAGAUUAAGAUGGGGGAAAGUUCGGGCAGCUCAAGUGCAUCAUCAAGUGGUAGGCCUCAUAAGUUGUCUAGACAAAGAUCUGGGAAGAGCAGUCAGGAAAGUUCAUCAGGUUUGUCUGUUUCCUUAUCAUCUAAGAGUUCUUCAAGUAGUGGAGAAACCAUUGAUGAUAACACAAGAAACAAAGAUGUAUUGAAAAAGCAGAAUCCCUCAGCUUCGGGCAAGAAGGUUAUUAGUAGACCCACAACUGAAGGAGGCAGUGGUUCUGUAACGGUUCCUUCUAAUGGAAUCUCCAUCUCUGAUUCAAGACAUCAGCCUCGGACUAGAAUAAACCGCAACAAUAGAACCAACACCAUUGCUCCAAGAGUGCCAGUUCCUAGACCAUCAUCUAGAUCAGGAGGAUCAUCUACAAUAACUGGAAGGGAGGUACAUGGGGCACAUGAGAAUUUUGGCCAAGGUGAAGGGAUAUUACAACAUUUAUGGGAAAUGGAGCAACAGUUAUUUCGAGGUCGCAUGGGCUUAUAUGAUCAGCACAGAGACAUGAGACUUGACAUUGAUAAUAUGUCUUAUGAGGAUCUUUUAGCUUUAGAAGAAAGGAUUGGAAAUGUUAGCACAGGAAUAGAAGAAGAACAUAUGUGGAAGUAUCUCAGGAAAAGGAUCUAUCAGCAUAAAUCUUCUUCUUCUUCUUCACAUUUAGAUCAUGAUGAAAUCCAAUGCAGCAUUUGCCAGGAAGAAUACAUGAAUGAAGAUGAAAUAGGAUCAUUAAAUUGCAAACAUUCAUAUCACUUGACUUGCAUUCAUCAAUGGCUAAAAAGAAAGAAAUGGUGUCCUAUUUGCAAAGUUGAAGCAGUUCCUACUAGCCUUUCUUCUUCCCUUUCUUGCUGUGAUUGAAAAAUUAGGAAUCAAAUGUUUUUUUACUACUUUAAUGGUAAAUUCUUUUCAUUGACAUUUUUUUCACAAAACUAAGGAAAGGGGUAGGAUAGUCAUUUCAGUAUUGAAUACCUUUGAACUUUAUUUGUUUUUGUUA
Molecule: messenger RNA, 1492 nt
Organism: Impatiens glandulifera
Lineage: Eukaryota; Viridiplantae; Streptophyta; Magnoliopsida; Ericales; Balsaminaceae
Product: E3 ubiquitin-protein ligase MBR1-like
Exons: 6
Coding region: 175-1356 (393 amino acids)
Molecular function (GO): ubiquitin protein ligase activity
Source: RefSeq, a predicted model, not a curated record